Carya illinoinensis is the source of this 1161-nucleotide messenger RNA. Its product is annotated as probable leucine-rich repeat receptor-like protein kinase At1g35710. The transcript has a single exon. The record is from RefSeq and is a predicted model, not a curated record. Bases 23 to 1132 code for a protein of 369 amino acids. Gene Ontology annotation, molecular function: protein binding. Lineage: Eukaryota; Viridiplantae; Streptophyta; Magnoliopsida; Fagales; Juglandaceae.
CAGAGUUCUGCAUCCAACAACCAUGGUUAAUGGAAUUUCCAGUAACUGUCUGUCUCUGUGCAUGACUUACUGUUAUAUAACGAUCUCAUCCCCUUGGAAGUUGAUCUCUGCAUCAAUCAUACACUUAAUUAAAACAUACAUGGCAUCCUCUGUUCCCAUUAAUUCCGUUGCCCUGCUCAUCUCUGUUUUGUUCUACGGAAUCUAUUUGGAUACCGCGGCUGACUUUGUGGCGGCAUCUGAAUUAGAUUUUCAGACUCUGCGGGAGAGUGGAUGGUGGUCGACUUACUACAUGACCUCCGGUUAUUCCUCCAAUCCAUGCAUGUGUUAUGGGAUCACUUGCAAUGACGAUGCAAGCGUGACAAAGAUCUACUUGUAUCAUGAUGUCGUUUUGGGAAGUACGUUGAACCUCAACUUUGCUUCCUUGACAAAUUUAACUUUUCUUGUUCUCGUAGGAGCCGGACUUCGGGGGAGCAUCCCACCUGAGAUUGGUAUUUUAUCCAAACUCACCUACCUUGAUCUUUCAUACAAUAAUCUUACGGGUGAGUUUCCUGAUCAUUCACUCAGAAAUCUCACUCGUUUAGAUUUGUUGGAUAUUUCUAAGAAUCGAAUCAGUGGUUGCAUCCCACCCGUGUUAGGUGAUCUAUUGAAACUCACCUACCUUGAUCUGUCAUACAACUCCUUAACUGGAAGCAUUCCCUCUGAUAUCGCUCAACUUACCAAUCAACGUACACUUAUACUUAGUCAUAAUAAUCUCAAAGGCUCAAUUCCUAUUGGUCUAGGCAGUUGCACGAACUUGAAGCACUUGUCAUUGAGCAACUACUCCUUAACUGGAAGCAUUCCCCGUCAAAUUGGUUAUAUACGUUCGAUUAAAUCUAUUGGCCUUAGUCAUAACUUUCUCAGCGGAGAAAUCCCUUACGAACUUUGGAGUUUACCGUAUUUAGAUUUAUUGGAUCUCAGUUACAAUAAUCUUACCGGAAAAAUUCCCGACGGGUAUUGGAAUCGUACCUCUCUCGCAUUAAUUGGAAACAAGAAUCUGUGUGAUAACUUCAAGGGUAUUUCUCCUUGCCUUGCAACCUCUCCAGCAAAAUCAACCAAAUACCAAUUUUUGUUCCCAUUGCCAUCUUCUUCCUAAUUCUCUUUGUUAUUGGGCUUUUACUCCUU